CAGCUGGUCUCACCGGUGUUUGUUUAUGUGUGUGAGUGACGUCUGGGAUCGCGCGAUUUUCAGUGCAAUCUGCUGAGUUUGUCUGUCUUUGUCACCCUAACAGCCUCAUUACUAGUUAAGAGAAACAAUGGAAGAUAUUCAACUUGUCCCAAAAGUACAAAUGCCACUAUUGCGACUGCCAACUCUGUCAAGUCUGGCUGUUCCUUCUGUUGUAUCAGGCUACAUAAAAAACCUUUCAAGACCUCAAAAGAUUGUUAUUAUAAGCGUAGGAACUGGUUUAGCAUUGAUAGGACUCGUUGCUCGAUACCUGCGUCGUCGCCGCCGACGUGCACCAAGGAAAUCUGCACUGACAAAGCAUGAUGACUCUGGUCGAAGCACUCGCAAAGUAAAGCCCAUCACAAUACGUAGCCCUUCGGGUGAAAUUCAUAGUAUUGGUGGUAAUAUAUCACCUGGAUUCCAUCGUUCUGUUCAUCGUCAAAGCUUCACCUCGGCCAGCAGUGAUCGGACGAGUGUAGCCUCUGUGCUGACCACACAGGCUGGUGAUGCUGGCACUCUGACACCUCAGCAGUACGGAGUUAUGGGUAUGGAGGCACUGGAGAGGGCAUUGGGGUACUGGGAAGAUGCCCUGGCGGCCUACACCUCAGGAGUGACUGGUGGGGUGGCUCUCACCUCACAGGAAGAGGCUGAGUUCACCGCCCUUCUCCAGAGAGUCAUCGACGACGCCUACAGCCUCCAGGACCAGUGCGAACACCUAUUCCUCCACCAGCAUUCUGUGUUGUUCCGCUCUACCAGUGUGACCCCUGUGGCUUCAGAAGCGGCAUGUGACUCUUACGAGCGUAGGACCCUCACUUCAGCCUCCUCCUACGAAUCCUUUGUCUCUGCUUCAGGUGACAUCGCAGAUCUGCGGGACCUGGAGGAGUUUGAUGAAGCCCUAUACCCUCUAUACAUGGCGGCGCUGAAACAACACGAGGAAGGUGGCAUACCUUACAGAGACGUGCGCACAGACCGAGUGAGGUGUGGGAGCGAUGUGGAAUAUAUAUGCAAGAUUCAUUGUAUCCGCCUAGCUUGCCAGCUGCUAUUUUCAAAAGAUGAAACAAAGCAGUACUUUGCUGAUACUGGCCGACAGAUAAUUGCUGACCUUCUUAUACGAGCAGAUAAGGACCCAAAGGAUGUUGUGCAAGCAUAUGAAGACAUGCUCGAGUUCCUCACCAGCUGUGAUUGGGCAGUAGUGGAGGCGGAGCUUCAGGCGAGAGGCGUUAAGGCACUGACGUUUUAUGAUGUCGUUCUGGAUUUCAUCUUAAUGGAUGCUUUUGAGGACCUGGAGAAUCCACCUUCUUCUGUAACUGCUGUAGUACAAAACAGAUGGCUCUCGAAUGGAUUCAAAGAAUCUGCACUAUCUACUGCUGUAUGGAGUGUACUAAGAGCCAAGCGACGCAUGCUGAAGUACCAAGAUGGCUUCAUUUCGCAUUUUUACGAUGUUUCCGAACACCUCUCUCCAGUUCUUGCCUGGGGAUUUAUGGGACCAGACGAAAAUGUCAAGGAACUCUGCUUAUUUUUUAAGGAACAGAUUGUUGGGUUGCUCCAGGAUAUAUUCAGCUUCACCAGUGUGCGUUACACAACUGUAGAGGAGUUGGCAGUUGAUAUUAUGACUUUAACAACACAACGUUUUGAUAUUAUUUGCAAAAGAUUAGCUUCAUAAAGAUUAUGUCUUAGGAUAUCAAAAUUUAAUUUUCAAAGAAUUAUUAGUGUUUGUGCAUUUAUAUCUAUAAUCGUGAAUAUAAAUGGCAUACUGUAGUCAGAAAUGUAGGUGUAACUUAUUUUUAAUUCUUCAGUGUUGUCUUAUUUUUAUUGUAAUAAUAAUGAUAAUAUGAUGAUGAUGAUGUUUUUUCACAUAUUUGUACAUUUUUAUUUUUAAAUAUUUAUACAGGUGUCCCUUGCUUUGUUGUAGGUGAAUUCCAGGCCCAUGAAGAUAAAAAGAUACAGAUUAAGAAUUUAUUUCUUUGCAAGGUUACAAUGUGUAUAUACAGUUUUGAUUUGUUAAGUAGUACGAAGAAAGCCACUAUCAUUCCGGGGCACUUCAGGCAGACUUAUCCUAGUACAUAAUAACUACUUGAGUCUAGACAAAAUAAGAGUGGUUAACUUUUUAAUAAAUCUACUAAUGUGAGGUAGUUAAGGUAGAGGUUUAUAAGAAUAAUAAUCUUGAAGUUACACAAUAAAAACAGUAUUACAAUUAAUGGUUCAAACAGUAAUAUUACAUGGAUUGGAAUAAUAAUCUUGAAGUUGCACAUAAAAAUAACAUUACAAUUAAUGGUUCAAACAGUAAUAUUUCAUGGAUUUGCAGACAUUUUAAUAGACUUGAGGUCAUAUAAUAUUUGAGAGUUGCUUCAAACUGGUUAGAAGUUGUUUGGUUGGUUUGGUUAGUAUUGAGAGAUGAGAUGAUUUUUAUGUUGCCAGGGAUCCUUUACUGGUUCAGGUAGUGAAUUCCAGAUCUUUGGGCCCUUUAUGUGCAUUGCAUUUUUGCAUAGUGUGAGACUGACAUGAGGGAUAUCAAAGAGUGCCUUGUGCCUUGUAUUGUGGCUGUGCGUUUUGUUGUAGCUAUCAAGGAGAAGUUUAAGUGGAGGGUUUAUAUUGGACUUUAAUGUUCUGUAUAUAUAGUAAGCACAAUAAUAUGAGUGUAUGUCUCGUAUAUUUACAUGUAGUAGUUUCAGGCUUUUGUAAAGUGGUGGGGUGUACCAUCUGGCACAGGAGCUGCUAAUCAUCUGCACAGCAGCUUUUUCUUGGGUUAUUAAAGGUUUAAGGUGGUUGGCUGUGGUUGAUCCCCAGGCACAAAUACCAUAGGUGAGGUAGGGAUAUAUUAAAGAGUGGUAUAGAGUAAAGAGUGUUGUUUGUGGUACAUAGUAUCGUAUCUUGGAAAGGAUACCUACUGAUUUGGAAAUUUUCUUGGAUAUAUGCUGGAUCUUUCUUUCUUUCUUUCAACACACCGGCCGUAUCCCACCGAGGCGGGGUGGCCCAAAAGGAAAAACGAAAGUUUCUCCUUUUACAUUUAGUAAUAUAUACAGGAGAAGAGGUUACUAGCCCCUUGCUCCCGGCAUUUUAGUUGCCUCUUACAACACGCAUGGCUUACGGAGGAAGAAUUCUGUUCCACUUCCCCAUGGAGAUAAGAGGAAAUAAACAAGAAUAAGAACUAGAAAGAAAAUAGAAGAAAACCCAGAGGGGUGUGUAUAUAUGUGCUUGUACAUGUAUGUGUAGUGUGACCUAAGUGUAAGUAGAAGUAGCAAGACGUACCUGAAAUCUUGCAUGUCCAUGAGACAGAAAAAAGGACACCAGCAAUCCUACCAUCAUGUAAAACAAUUACAGGCUUUCGUUUUACACUCACUUGGCAGGACGGUAGUACCUCCCUGGGCGGUUGCUGUCUACCAACCUACUACCUAUAAUAUAUGCUGGAUGUGGGAAUAAAAUUUAAGAUUACAGUCAAGGAGAAGACUUAGAAAUUUAUCCUCAGUGUGUCUUAUAGUAGGGGAACUAUUUAUCAAUAUGUUAAGUUGGAUAUUUAAGGCUCUGUUUCCAAAUAGCAUGAAGUAUGUUUAGUCUAUGUUGAGAGUGAGUUUGUUGGUCAAUAUCCAAAUAUUUAUUUUUAGCAGCUCGUUGUUUACAGUGUCUCGAAGUAUAGCUGGGUUUGAGUGAGAGUUGACAUAAGUAGUGUUGUCUGCAAAUAGAACUGGUUUAAGGAGUUGAGAUGCAUUGGGGAGAUCAUUGAUGUAGAUGAGAAAGAGGAGUGGGCAGUAGCAAGCAGUUGUUCAUAGUGUUUGUGAAAUCAGCUACUGGAGGGCCUGUUGCUUGUAUGAGGUUUAUGUUGAAGUCUCCUGUAAGUAUCAGGUGGUGUUUAUUCAACUCUGAGUCAGUUAUCAUGUUUCUAACGUUACCACUAAAAGUGGUAUUUGUGUGUGGUAAUCUGUAGACUGCUCCAACUGUUAUAGGUUUUUUUUUUUUUUAGGCACCUGUACUUACCUCAGUCAGCCUAUAAAUGCAUAAUGAGAAUCCAAUAUGUUUUGGACACUAACAGCUGUAUAGCCCUUGUGGCUUAGCGCUUCUUUUUGAUUAUAAUAAUAAUUUGGACACAACAGCUGUUACAUAUGGCAAGUAAAUAUCACACAAAUAUUUAUCAGUAGAAAUUAGACAUUAGCAGCAUAAGCGACAUAAGCAAAUUUGAUGAUGAUGCCAAAAUAUGACGUCCAGUUCAUUCUAAUGAGGACAUUAGAGCACUCCAGGAUGAUUUGAAUAGAAUGGUACAGUGGUUGAAGUGGCAAAUUUAGUUUAAUAUAGACAAAUUCAAAGUUCCAAAUGUUGGACAGGAAAAUAAUCAUGCCACAUAUUUUUUUUCUUUUUCAACAAGUUGGCCAUCUCCCACCGAGGCAGGGUGACCCAAAAAGAAAGAAAAUCCCCAAAAAGAAAAUACUUUCAUCAUCAUUCAACACUUUAAUCUCACUCAUACAUAAUAACUGCUUUUGCAGAGGCACCCAGAUACAACAGUUUAGAAGCAUACACAAAGAUAAAAAUCUCUCAAAUAUAACAUAUUCCUCCAAACUGCCAAUAUCCCAAACCCCUCCUUUAAAGUGCAGGCAUUGUACUUCCCAUUUCCAGUACUCAAGUCUGGCUAUAUAAAAAUAUCUGGUUUCCCUGAAUCCCUUCACUAAAUAUUACCCUUCUCACACUCCAACAGCUCAUCAGGUCCCAAAAACCAUUCGUCUACAUUCACUCCUAUCUAACACGCUCAUGCAUGCUUGCUGGAAGUCCAAGCCCCUCGCCCACAAAACCUCCUUUACUCCCUCCCUCCAACCUUUCCGAGGACGACCCUUACCCUGCCUUCUUUCCCAUACAGAUUUAUAAGCUCUCCAUGUCAUUUUACUUGUAAACUAAUUAAUGUAAAUCUUAAUAUUACUGAUUGCGAAAAGGAUUUAGGAGUUCUGGUUAGCAGUAAUCUGAAACCAAGACAACAGUGCAUAAGUGUUUGCAAUGAAGCUAACAGAAUCCUUGGCUUCAUAUCAAGAAGUAUAAAUAAUAGAAGUCCUCAGGUUGUUGUUCAACUCUAUAUAUAUAGAAACAAUGUAUCAUGCCAAGAUAAAUCGAUUCCCAUUACUAAAUUUGCCAUUUGUACUAAUAUUAAAUGAUUUGACUACCUAACUAUUUUAAACCUAAUUAUGUACUUGCCUAAUUGUGGUUGCAGGGGUCGAGACUCUGCUCCUGGCCCCACCUCUUCACUGAGUGCUACUAGGUCCUCUGCUGUAUAGUCCUUGUGGCUUAGCGCUUCUUUUUGAUUAUAAUAAUAAUACUAGGUCCUCUCUCUCCCUGCUCCAUGAGCUUUAUCAUGCCUCAUCUUAAAGCUAUGUAUGGUUUCUGCCUCCACUACCUCACUUGCUAGGCUAUUCCACUUCCUGACUACUCUUUGACUGAAGAAAUACUACUUCCUAACAUCUGACUCAUCUGGGUCUUCAGCUUCCAAUUGUGACCCCUUGUUUCUAUGUCCCCUCUCUGGAACAUCCUGUCUCUGUCUACCUUGUCUAUUCCACGCAGUAUUUUGUAUGUCGUUAUCAUGUCUCCCCUAACCCUCCUGUCCUUCAGUGUCAUCAGGCCAAUUUCCCUUAACCUUUCUUCAUAGGACAUUCCCCUUAGCUCUGGAACUAACCUUAUCGCAAACCUUUGCACUUUCUCUAAUUUCUUGACGUGCUUGAUCAAGUGUGGGUUCCAAACAGGUGCUGUAUGUACCUAACUGAGAAUGUUCCUAAUUAAGUACCUAAUAAUACGUUCAAAUGUACUGCUCAAGUAUGACCUAUAUCAAAAUGUUGUAAGAAUUAGUAUCAGUCUGCCCAAAGUGCCUAGGCACGAUAGUGGUCAUCUUUGUAAUUUAAAUCUUAGAACAUGUAAACCACACAUUGUAAGCUUUACAAAGAAAUAAAUAUUUGUUUUUGUAUGUCUUUGGUUAGGCCUCAUUUAGAUUAUGCUGCACAGUUCUGGUCACCAUAUUACAGAAUGGAUAUAAAUGCACUGGAAAACGUACAAAGGAGUAUGACAAAGUUGAUCCAAUGUAUCAGAAAUCUUCCCUAUUAGGAUGGACUGAGGGCCCUGAAUCUGCACUCUCUAGAAAGGCAUAGAAUUAGGGGGGAUAUGAUUCUUCUUUUUUCUUUUAACACACCGGCUGUAUCCCACCGAGGUGGGGUGGCCCAAAAGGAAAAAUGAAAGUUUCUCCUUUUACAUUUAGUAAUAUAUACAGGAGAAGGGGUUACUAGCCCCUUUCUCCUGGCAUUUUAGUCUCCUCUUACAACAUGCAUGGCUUACGGAGGAAGAAUUCUGAUCCACUUCCCCAUGAAGAUAACGGGAAAUACACGAGAACAAGAACUAGUAAGAAAAUAGAAGAAAACCCAGAAGGGUGUGUGUGUGUGUAUAUAUAUAUAUAUGCUUGUACAUGUAUGUGUAGUGUGACCUAAGUGUAAGAAGAAGUAGCAAGACGUACCUGAAAUCUUGCAUGUUUAUGAGACAGAAAAAAGACACCAGCGGGGGAUAUGAUUAAGGUGUAUAAAUGGAAACCUGGAAUAAAUAAAGGGGAUGUAAAUAGCAUGCUAAAAACAUCUAGCCUAGACAGGACUCGCAGCAAUGGCUUUAAAUUGGAAAAGUUCAGAUUAAGGAAGGAUAUAGGAAAGCACUGGUUUGGUAAUAGAGUUGUGGAUGAGUGGAACAAACUCCAGAGUAUCAUCAUAGAAGCUAAGACAUUGUGUAGUUUUAAAAAAAAAUAGGUUAAAUAAAUACAUAAGUGGGUGUAGGUGGGUGUGAGUUGGACCUGACUAGCUUGUGCUACUAGGUCAGAUGCCGUGCUCCUUCCUUAAGUAUGUGUGACCUGACCUGACUGGGUUAGGAUGUUGGCUUGGGCCAGUGGGAGAAUUGGGUCUGCCUCACAUGGGCCAGUAGGCCUGUUGCAGUGUUCCUUCUUUCUUAUGUUCUUCUAACAGCAAAUUUUUAUAAAGCGAGCCUGCAUGAAGCAAGGAAUACCUGUAUGUACAGAUUACAUGUGCAUUACAUAAUGAAGUAAGAUUGUAUUAUAUUGUACAUUAUUUUAUUCAAAUGCAGAAUAUUACGUACCCAUUGACUACUCCUCAAGAGGAUAAACUCUGAUGAGAUCAAACUUCCAAGUCUGCUGUGUCACCAGGGGAUUUAAAUAAUUUUUCUGUAGCUAGUUGGGGGAUUCAUUGAAAAACCUAAUGAAACUUAGUUUGCACUUGUUUAGAUAGAUCUUAUGCAGUAUUUUGAAAUGAUUGAAUUUAGACCAAGUGUCUGUCUAGCAAAAGACCAUAUGAAUAUUCCAGACUAGACAAUUCACUUUUGUGCUAUUGAACCACAAUGCUUUAUACCAGUUGUGAUCAGGGAAGUAAUAAGGUCAUCAUGUGUACAAAAAUAUACCAAAUACAGUACUGUAAUUGGUAUGUGUCUCAGGAUCUUUUUCUCCAUUGACAACACAUUUUAUUAGUGUUUAUUGCUUAGAGCCCAUAAUUCACUAGUUGUUAUGAACUUAUUGCUUAUUAAGAGUAAUUUGAUCAUGUGAAUGAAUGGAGUGAAUGAUGAUUUUAUUUUAAUAACAAUGAACUCUGGUUUUUGAAUACUUUUUUGUCAUAAGGAUAUUUAAAAAAUUGACAUUUUUGUUUUUUAUUCUUCAGCAAUUAUGUUAGUAUAGAUAGCAGUUUAUAUACCAUUAAAUGUUCAUGCAGCUUACAUGCCAUGCCGAUAUAGACACAAUUGCAUUGGAAGUGUGAUUUUUUCCAAUCUAACUUGCAUUUUGAUCCUCAGAAUUUUGCAGUCAUAUUUAAACCCAAGUAAAUUUUAUUACCAAAAGUUGAUGUCAUUGGUUACCAGUUUGUCUUUACAUCUCUGUUAUAAAUGUUUCUGUUAUUUUACUUGCAUACUGCACAACAAUUUUUUGUCUAAUAAUUCCAAGAGUGUGCAAUUUUAAAUGUAUUUAGAGUUGAAAAAUGCUACACAAUGAUAACUUAAAGUGAGUAAGUCUAUGGUGUGUUCAGACUUUCUAGUCUCAUUAUUAUAUGAAUAGGGAAGUGCUAAACUUGCAGGGGUCAUCAACUGCUUGGGGAAUAGGAAGUACUGAGGUUUGAUGUGAGGAAGGAGAUAAUAGUUCUGUUUCUUUGAAUCAAGAUCCCUUUACCAACAACUAGACACUCCAUUGAAGGGUUUUCUUACUUCAGUUAUCAGGUAUUUUUGUUAUUCAUUUCAUGCUCUGAAGUGUAGAGGCCAUUAAAUAAUGCAAAUAAUAAUGAUAACUUUAGUAGGUAGUAGGAUGGUAGACAGCAACCAACCUUGGAGGUACUACCGUCCUGCCAAGUGUAAAAUGAAAGCCUGUACUUGUUUUACAUGAUGGUAGGAUUGCUGGUGUCUUUUUCCUGUCUCAUAAACAUGCAAGAUUUCAGGUAUAUCUUGCUACUUCUACUUACACUUAGGUCACACUACACUUGCAUGUACAAGUAUAUAUAUACACACACACCCCUCUGGGUUUUCUUUUAUUUUUUUACUAGUUCUUGUUCUUGUUUAUUUCUUCUUAUUUCCAUGGGGAAAUGGAGCAGAAUUCUUCCUCCGUAAGCCAUGAGUGUCGUAAGAGGCGACUAAAAUGCCGGGAGCAAGGGACUAGUAACCCCUUCUCCUGUAUACAUUACUAGAAUUAAAAAGAGAAACUUUUGUUUUUCUUUUUGGGCCACCCUGCCUCAGUGGGAUUUAGCCAGUUUGUUGAAGAAGAAUGAUAGCUUUAUGCACCUGGGGAGUAGAAAUGUGUUAAGGAGGGAGAGAUUUUUGUGAGGUGACUGUUUAGGUAGUUUUGAAGCAAGUGAGAAAAUAAUUGUUAUUGGAGAAACUUGCUAUGGUUUAGUGGAUUAUGUGCAGCCUGCAGUAACAGCCUGAUUGAUCAGGCCCUGAUCCAUCACAAGGCCUGAUCAUAGACCGGGCACUGGGGAAUUGACCCCCGGAACACCCUCCAGAUAUAGUAGGUAAGUUUUAAGAGCCAGGGGUAAAUGAUAACACUUGCCAGCAAAAUUUAGCCUAUUAUCCAGUUCAGAAACCAAUUUAGUUGUUUCAAGGUAAUUUUGAUACACUGAUCACAAAUCUGAGCUUGUUUUAGGCUCUAUCAUGUAAGAUUCUUGUGAAAUGUCAUCAUUAAUAUUUUGGCUAUUUAAUGCUGAGAGAUCACAUAAUAUAUGUUACCUAACAGCCAUAGGUAUUAUAUUAUGCAUAGAUGUUAAGUGUGGUGCAUACAGUGGCAGAAACUAAUCCUUCUUAAUGUAAAUUCAUAUGUGCCUAUUUGCAUAACAAUAAUUAACUUCCAUACAGUCUUACAAACAUAUAUAUCACUAUUUACAUGAUUUUUCACUUGUGUUUAGUAUUGCUCUCCCACACCAAUGCCCAGCAGUAGCUAACCAUUACAUUUAUUUUCAAGUUUUUUGAUAUCUCUUCUUGGUGGCUAUAUCGUGGUGAAAUCGCUCAGUGUGGGGUUGUAGCUGACUGAAACUGUAUGCGUUGGAGAAAAACUAAUUUCAAGUUUGGAUUCAGCAUCCCAAAAUUAGAGAUGUGUUUAACUGUGAACUAAAACUAUUGUAAUGGAGGCCUCUAAUUUAAUUACUAUAUAAAUAAAGGUUUGGUAAUAGGUAUUUUAAGAAGAAGAAGUUAAAUAAGUCUUCUUCUUUUCUUUCAACACACCGGCCGUAUCCCACCGAGGCAGGGUGGCCCAAAAGGAAAAACAAAAGUUUCUCCUUUUACAUUUAGUAAUAUAUACAGGAGAAGAGGUUACUAGCCCCUUGCUCCCGGCAUUUUAGUUGCCUCUUAUGACACGCAUGGCCUACGGAGGAAGAAUUCUGUUCCACUUCCCCAUGGAGAUAAGAGGAAAUAAACAAGAAUAAGAAAUAGAAAGAAAAUAGUAGAAAACCCAGAGGGGUGUGUAUAUGUUUGCUUGUAUAUGUAUGUGUAGUGUGACCUAAGUGUAAGUAGAAGUAGCAAGACGUACCUGAAAUCUUGCAUGAUCAUGAGACAGAAAAAAGGAUACCAGCAAUCCUACCAUCAUGUAAAACAAUUACAGGCUUUCGUUUUACACUCACUUGGCAGGAUGGUAGUACCUCCCUGGGCGGUUGCUGUCUACCAACCUACUACCUAGGGUUAAAUAAGUAUAUGAGAUAUAAUAUAGGGCAUAAUGACAGCUGUUUAUUAGACUUCGUAGAAGUAGAUGAUAGGUAGACUUUGGGUUGUGCCUGUUUUUAGAGGAGCGACAAAUACUGUAUAUCAGAAUGUUAUUUACUGGUAGCUACAGUGAGACUAAGUAGAAGAUAAAGUACAAGGAAAAAUGUCAUCAGUGAGUAAGAAUGAGGUGUAAGUUAAUAAAUUAGAAGGGAGAUAGGGUAGGAUAUGAGCAGCUAUCAGGAAGAAGGUGGACUAGACAGAGUACAGAUAAUGAGGAGUGUUGAAGAGAUAUAGGGUAGAUUUAAGAAUAAAAUGUUAGUGUGCAGUAGAAGUUUGUGAGUAUAGGAGGUUGAGUGACUACAAAAAAGGAAGCAUUUGGUGGAAUGAUAAGGUAAAGAGGGUGGAAAAGGAGAAAAAGUUAGCACAUGAGAGGUUUAUUUGCAAUUUAGUCAGAUGACACUGCAGGAAAAAAGCAGGGAAAGAAGGAAGUGGUGGGAGUAUUGGUAAUGGUGGUAGUAGUAGUGGUGGUAGUAGUAGUAGUUAGUGGUGGUGCUGGUUGUAGAAUUAAUAGCAAUGGUAGCAGUAAUGAAGUAGUAGUGUUGGUAGUAGUGAUAGAACAGUAGAGUGUAGGAAUUGUGAAAAGCAGCAGUAGCAGUACAUCAUGUAAGAGAUAAAAAAAAAACUAAUCACCAGCCCACUGCUACUGGCUCUUUAGUAUACCCCUAGUUAGCAGGGCACCAGUUAUGUGGUCUGGCUUGAUUUAGCUAGUACUGUAGUGCAUACCAUGUCUCAAGGUUCAUAGGCUUGAGCUUCCUCUGGCCUGAGAAAAAAUGUAUGCAUAGCAUUUCCCACCGAGGCAGGGGGGACCCCCCCCCCCCAAAAAAAAAAAAAUCAUUCAACACUUUCACCAUCACUCAUACAUAAUCACAGUCUUUGCAGAGGCACUCAGAUAUGACAGUUUAGAUGUCCCUCCAAACUGCCAGUAUCCCAAAUCCCUCCUUUAAAGUGCAGGAAUUUCCAGGACUCUAAGUCCAGCCAACUGGUUUCCCUGAAUCCCUUCACACUCCAACAGCUUGUCAGGUUCCAAAAACUGUUCGUCUCCAUUCACCCCUAUCUAACAUGCUAUAGGUUCAUUUAUAAUUAUAAUUACAGUGUUUAUAGUUAGUUUAUUAUAUAAUUUUAACUUGUAAUUAUCUUUUCAAUUAUUAUUAUACAAUUACCAUUUUAAUUAUAUUCUUGGAAAGCAGAAAACUUAUGUGGGUAAACAAUUUUUUGUGUCAAUCUUUUUAAAUACAGCCUCUCCUCACUUAAUGAUGGAGUUCCAUUCCUAAGACCAUGUUGUUAAACGAAUUCGUCGCUAAGUGAGGAGCAUACUAUAAUGGUAGUGGGUUUGUGUCAACCAUCUUUGAUGUUUUAAUGUCACCUUUCUACCAUUUGUAACAUUUCUGGUAUAUUUUUAAAUGUUUAUACAGUAGUGUACUGUAUAUUGAAAUAAACAGAAUAGAUAAAAUCAGCUCUAAUAUACAUUAUUUAGGAAUAAAUACUGGUCAGAGAGCCUGUCGUAAGUCCGAGGCAUUGGUAAACGAGUACGUUGCUAAGUGAGGAGAGGCUGUAUUUUAACUUGCUCUAAUUUUGUUACUGACUUUAAAUUAUCAGUGGAGUAAUACUUUUUGAUAGAACGGUAGUAGAGCUAUAUGACCCUUUCAGGUUUAGCGCUAAACAUGAUUAUAAUAAUAAUAAUGGAAUGGUAUGCAAUCAUCUGUAUUGUUACCUUGUUUUGCCUGCAUUUAGGCCUUUAGUUAUCUUCAUUAUUUACCAGUUCCUAAUAUUUUUCUUGGUACUAGUAAUGGCCCUUUUAAGCUCUGUCUUUAUUCAUUAAUAAUGCACUGUAUGUUCCACACAGAUUUAGCACUUUCUUGCUAAUGUAAUGAACUCUUCUGUUCUGAAUAUAAUUGUUAAACUUUUGUCAUUCAGUAAUAUAAAUGAGUAAUGUUGUAUAUUUGUUCUCGGUUCAUCUUUAGUCAUGAUUUCUAAGCCAGGAAAAUAAAACUCAUUUUGAAAUUUUGCUUAGGUAAAAAUGUGGAUUGCUGCACUACUUUGUAGGUUUAGCGAUUCUUUUUUAUUAUAAUAAUGUAAUACUUCGUAGGAAGUGGUUUGUUAAUGAAAAAGCAUUCUAUUUAGGCAACUCCUAAGAAAGCCACCUUGAUACCAGCAAGUGGCUCUUGCUGGUAUCAAGGUUGCUUCUCAUUCCCCCAUGUGUUGUACGACCCCUGCUGUGUUGCAUGAUCCUUAUGGGUUCAGUGCUUAAAUUUAUUAUAUUAUUGUA
Molecule: messenger RNA, 12541 nt
Organism: Cherax quadricarinatus
Lineage: Eukaryota; Metazoa; Arthropoda; Malacostraca; Decapoda; Parastacidae
Gene: Miga
Product: mitoguardin
Biological process (GO): mitochondrial fusion
Source: RefSeq, a predicted model, not a curated record